This is a messenger RNA of Sorghum bicolor (sorghum), 877 nucleotides long. RefSeq names its product cyclin-B1-2. The transcript has 4 exons. Lineage: Eukaryota; Viridiplantae; Streptophyta; Magnoliopsida; Poales; Poaceae. The record is from RefSeq and is a predicted model, not a curated record. Gene Ontology annotation, cellular component: cytoplasm; nucleus. Gene Ontology annotation, biological process: proteasome assembly. The coding region runs from base 125 to 547 and encodes 140 amino acids.
AGCCGUCUCAGACUUUCAGCUUCCUUUCUUCCCCGCAAAGAAAGAACAGAAGAAGGCUAGUAGUUCUAGCGACAGAGAGAGAAGCGCAGGCGGAGUCGCGGAAAGCAUCGAUCCAUCGACGACGAUGCAGAGCAGCAGCAUGAAGAGGGACAUCAGCGAGACCCACGACACCCUCCGCUUCGGCAUCAACGCAGGCGUCAAGGCCGACCUCGCGACGCCGCACCCGCUCCAGUCCACCAUCCAAUCGGAGACCAAGUUCUGGGCGGACAAGAAGAAGUUCGGGACAGAUGCCAUAUACGGAUCCGCCCUCAACAUCCGCAAGGAUCUCGAUGCCCAAAUCCUCUCCAGGUUCCAAAGGCCCCCUGGUGCUUUGCCAUCAUCUCUGCUUGGAUAUGAGGCGCUGACAGGUUCCCUGGAUGAUUUUGGAUUUGAAGAUUAUCUUAACAUGCCUCAAGAUUCUGACAGUUUCCGUCAACCUGACAUGCACCACGGAAUGGAGGUUCGCCUUGGUUUGUCCAAGGGACCUAUCUGCCCUAGCUUCAAUUGAGGCAGUGAAUGUAGUUCUGCUGCACGUUCACCUCAGUCCAGUUACUUCGGUCAAUAGACCAUAUAUGGUGAAAUAUGAAAACUGGUAGCUUGCAUCUGUUCAGUGUUAUGUUUCAAUCAACACCGAAUUUAAUAUUUGUCCAGUUUGAACUUUGACGACAACUUCUUUUUUCCUGGUUUCCUUGCCCUUACGAGCCCAUGAAAGCGACCAAAUUUCUGUAUGUUUUAUGUGGGUACACAUGGUUGCCAAAACGCUUGUUCUCUAGAGCAUGGUUUUAUUUUUUGGGGCACAAAUGGAACACAUUAAACCUGCAGUCGUUGCCUUGACUUA